AUGCGGGGAAGACAGUCAAAACAAAACAAUGCAGUGGAAGGAUCUUCAACACGAAUGCAAGAAAGGGCAGAAAAGUUCGUUUGGUUCAGAGGAACUCUCCGUAAGGAAAGGCAAGCAUCAAACAGCUGGGCCUUUAGCGUUGGUCCAGUGUCUUUGGAUGCACUACCAAUUGCGUUCAUGACCUCUACUAAAUACUCGGGAGUAGGAGCUGUAAUCGAAUACGCAAUUGUCCAUCUUAAGGUAGAAAACAUUUUAGUCAUUGGCCAUAGUGCAUGUGGAGAUAUUAAGGCUCUCAUGGAAUUCCCAGAAGAUAGUUCUAAAUCAAUUGACUUUAUAGAGGAUUGGGUGAAAACUGGAUUGCCUGCCAAAGCAAAAGUGCUAGUUGAAUAUGGGGAUAAAACUUUUGAAGAGCAAGUCAAAUACUGUGAGAAUGAAGCUGUGAAUGUAUCACUAGCCAAUUUGCUUAUGUACCCAUUUGUGAGCGAUGCUUUGGUGAAUAAGACUUUGGCAUUGAAGGGAGGUUACUAUGAUCUCAUGAAAGGAAGAUUUGAGCUCUGGGGACUCAACUUCUGUCUUUCUGAUCCUUGUUAUAUAUGA
Nicotiana tabacum (common tobacco) is the source of this 597-nucleotide messenger RNA. Lineage: Eukaryota; Viridiplantae; Streptophyta; Magnoliopsida; Solanales; Solanaceae. The record is from RefSeq and is a predicted model, not a curated record.